UGGAUGAAGUCAGAUUAGUGAACUGAAGCUGAAUUUGUCUCCUCGGAUGAUUUGUCUCAUUUCUUCUCACUUUCCUUUUUGUGGAUUGAAAUGAUGAAGUGAUGUUUAGCUGGAAAAGUGGAUUCAUGUUUCUGCAGAUGAACAAAUGAACAAGUGAUCAGCUGAGAUGUGUUUGUGAAUCAGAGAAGAAGAUGAUGAUCAGGGUGGACGGAUUAAUGAUGAUUGUUUGGAGCUGAGAGAAGAAGAAGAAGAUGUACGAGGAGAGGAAAAGUUCUGGUCGUAAUGGCUACGCCAAAACAGUGGAGGGGGAGGAGGGAGGAGGUGAGGGUGAGGAAGAGGAGGAGGAGGGAGGAGAGGGGGAUGAAGGAGGAGAGGAAAGAGACACAGAGUGGGACGAAGAGUUGGACGGAGGAAGCGAAGGAGGCAUGAGGAUGACGAGGACGGACACGCUUCAUUCAACUACGAGUUCAACCGGAACACAGAGGAGGAGAGGACAACACGCUAAGAAACAGGUGCAGGGCAGUAACCAGGUGCAGCGAGCUCCCCGAGCGUUAUUCUGUCUGAAGCUCAACAAUCCAAUCAGACGAGCCGCUCUCUCUAUUGUCGAGUGGAAACCAUUCGACAUCUUCAUCCUGUUAGCCAUCUUUGCUAACUGUGUCGCUCUGGGAGUCUCUAAACCGUUUCCUGAGGACGACUCCAACUCCACCAACCACGACCUGGAACAAGUGGAGUACGUCUUCCUCAUCAUCUUUACUGUGGAAACAUUCCUCAAAAUCUUGGCCUACGGUCUGGUGAUGCACCCGAGCUCGUACAUCCGCAACGGCUGGAACCUUCUUGACUUUGUCAUCGUCAUCGUUGGGUUAUUCAGUGUCAUUUUGGAGACGAUGACUCAUAAAUCUGGCGAGCAGGCGACCACUCAUCAUGUGCCCGGUAAACCUGGAGGUCUGGAUGUCAAAGCUCUGAGAGCCUUCAGAGUGCUGAGGCCCCUCAGACUGGUUUCUGGAGUCCCCAGUCUGCAGAUCGUGUUGAACUCCAUCAUGAAGGCGAUGGUCCCUCUGCUCCACAUCGCUCUGCUGGUUCUCUUCGUCAUCAUCAUUUACGCCAUCAUCGGUCUGGAGCUCUUCAUAGGACGCAUGCACCGCACCUGCUAUUACCUCGGAACAGAUAAUUACGUGGAGGACGACCCGGUGCCGUGUGCAUUCGCCGGUCACGGCCGUCAGUGCGUGAUUAACGGCUCCGAGUGUCGCGGGAGGUGGGACGGUCCCAACGGAGGAAUCACCAACUUUGACAACUUCUUCUUCGCCAUGCUGACGGUGUUCCAGUGCAUCACGAUGGAGGGCUGGACCGACGUCCUGUACUGGAUGAACGACGCCAUCGGCUUCGAGCUGCCGUGGGUGUACUUCGUCAGUCUGGUCAUCUUCGGAUCUUUCUUCGUCCUGAACCUUGUCCUGGGAGUCCUCAGCGGAGAGUUCAGUAAGGAGAGGGAGAAGGCGAAGGCUCGUGGAGAUUUCCAGAAGCUGAGGGAGAAGCAGCAGAUGGAGGAGGACCUGUGUGGGUACAUGGACUGGAUCACUCAGGCUGAGGACAUGGACGAGCUCGAUGAGGACGGAAACCCACGUCCGUGUCUCGGCGAUCUGUCCGAUAAGAAAAGAGGAAAGUUCGGAUGGUUCAGUCACUCCAAUGAAACUCAUGCGAGUCUCCCUGCGAGUGAGACAGCGUCUGAGAACACAGUGAACAUCGAUGAGGAACAUACAAACUGCUGUCAGGCGUGCUGCUCAAAGAUGAUGAAGAUCAGCUGCUGUCGGACGUUGCGUCGCUGGAAUCGAGUCUGUCGCAGAAACUGUCGCACCGCCGUCAAAUCGGUGACAUUCUAUUGGCUGGUUCUCCUGCUCGUCUUCCUCAACACCUCCCUCAGCGCCUCCGAGCACUACAACCAACCUGAGUGGCUGACACAAGUCCAAGACAUCGCCAACAAGGUGCUGCUGUCUCUGUUCACCGUGGAGAUGCUGCUGAAGAUGUACAGUCUGGGACUGGCUCAUUAUUUCGUGGCGUUCUUUAACCGCUUCGACUGCUUCGUGGUGUGCGGCGGCAUCAUGGAGACCAUCCUGGUGGAGCUGGAGAUCAUGCCUCCUCUGGGCAUCUCGGUGCUGCGCUGCGUCCGCCUGCUGAGGAUCUUCAAGGUGACACGCCAUUGGACAGCUCUGUCCAAUCUGGUGGCGUCGCUGCUGAACUCCAUGAAGUCCAUCGCCUCCCUGCUGCUGCUCCUCUUCCUCUUCCUCAUCAUCUUCGCUCUGCUCGGCAUGCAGCUGUUUGGAGGGAAGUUCAACUUCGACGAGACACAGACCAAACGCAGCACCUUCGACGCCUUUCCGCAGGCGCUGCUCACCUGCUUCCAGAUCCUGACAGGUGAGGACUGGAACGUGGUCAUGUAUGACGGCAUCAUGGCGUACGGCGGCCCCGUGUUCCCAGGCAUGAUCGUGUGUGUUUACUUCGUCAUCCUCUUCAUCUGCGGGAACUACAUCCUGCUGAAUGUGUUCUUGGCCAUCGCCGUGGACAACCUGGCAGGAGGAGACGGAGACGACAAGAAGAAAGAUAAGAAGACAGAAGGAGCCGAGGAGGAGGAGGCCGAGGAGGAGGAGGAGGAAGGAGGAGAAGUGAAGGUGGACAUCGACGAAGACACCGAGUAUGAGGAGGAAGAGGAGGGAGGAGAAGGAGAAGACGACGGAGGAGUCCAGUUAAAGAUGGCCGACCUGACGCCGCCCAAAGAGAAAAUUCUACCAAUCCCAGAAGGCAGUGCGUUUUUCUGCCUCAGCAAGACCAACCCUAUCCGUGUGGGCUGUCACACUCUGAUCCACCACCACAUCUUCACCAACCUCAUCCUCGUGUUCAUCAUCCUGAGCAGCUGCUCAUUGGCCGCUGAGGAUCCAAUCAGAGCGCACUCCUUCAGGAACAACAUCCUGGGUUAUGCAGACUACGCCUUCACCUCCAUCUUCACUGUGGAGAUUCUGUUAAAGAUGACGGUUCACGGAGCGUUCCUCCAUCAGGGCUCGUUCUGCAGAAACUGGUUUAACCUAUUGGACCUGCUCGUCGUCAGCGUGUCGCUCGUCUCCUUCUUCCUUCACUCGAGUGCGAUCUCUGUGGUGAAGAUUCUCAGAGUUCUUCGAGUUCUUCGACCUCUGAGAGCGAUCAACAGAGCCAAAGGACUCAAGCAUGUGGUCCAGUGUGUGUUUGUGGCCAUCAGGACAAUCGGAAACAUCAUGAUCGUCACGACUCUGCUGCAGUUCAUGUUCGCCUGCAUCGGAGUGCAGCUGUUCAAGGGUAAAUUUUAUCGCUGCACUGAUGAAGCCAAACACACUCCUGAACAGUGCAAAGGGACCUUUGUGGUCUACAAAGACGGGGACGUGACCCAUCCGAUGGUCCGAGAGCGGAUCUGGCAGAACAGCGACUUUAACUUUGAUAACGUGCUGAUGGGGAUGAUGGCGCUCUUCACCGUCUCCACCUUCGAGGGUUGGCCUGCUCUGCUGUACAAAGCUAUUGACGCUAACGGAGAGAACUCUGGGCCCAUCUACAACUACCGGGUGGAGAUCUCCAUCUUCUUCAUUGUCUACAUCAUCAUCAUUGCCUUCUUCAUGAUGAACAUCUUCGUGGGUUUCGUCAUCAUCACGUUCAGAGAGCAGGGCGAGCAGGAGUACAAGAACUGUGAGCUGGACAAGAACCAGCGUCAGUGUGUGGAGUACGCUCUGAAGGCUCAGCCUCUCAAACUUUACAUCCCGAAGAACCCGGUUCAGUUCAAGUUCUGGUCCAUCAUCAACUCGACUGGGUUCGAAUACGUGAUGUUCGUGCUCAUCCUGCUGAACACCGUCACUCUGGCUGUUCAGCACUACGAGCAGUCCAAAGACUUCAGCCACGUCAUGGACAUCCUGAACAUGGUGUUCACGGGGCUGUUCACGGUGGAGAUGCUGCUGAAGCUGCUCGCGCUCAGACUCAGGCAUUACUUCGUCGACGCCUGGAACUCGUUCGACGCUCUGAUCGUGGUCGGCAGCGUCGUCGACAUCGUCGUCACAGAGUUUAGUAGUGGUGAGGACAGCUCUCGGGUGUCGAUCACGUUCUUCCGUCUGUUUCGAGUGAUGCGAUUGGUCAAGCUUCUGAGUAAGGGGGAGGGGAUUCGCACGCUGCUGUGGACGUUCAUCAAAUCCCUGCAGGCGCUGCCGUACGUCGCUCUGCUCAUCGCCAUGAUCUUCUUCAUCUACGCCGUCAUCGGGAUGCAGACCUUUGGAAAGAUAGCGAUGCAGGAUUACACUCAGAUCAACAGGAACAAUAACUUCCAGACGUUUCCUCAGGCCGUUCUCCUCCUCUUCAGGUGUGCUACAGGUGAGGCGUGGCAGGAGAUCAUGUUGGCCAGCCUUCCAGGUAAACGCUGCGACCCCGAGUCCGACCACGAGCCAGGAGAAGAGUUCACCUGUGGCAGCAACUUCGCCAUCGUUUAUUUCAUCAGCUUCUUCAUGCUGUGUGCUUUCCUGGUACACAAUCACAUGAUCACCUGACCACAUGAUCACCUGACCACAUGACCACAUGACCACCUGACCACAUGACCACAUGAUCACAUGAUCACCUGACCACAUGACCACAUGUGUUUGCAGUAAUCAGUUCUUCUUCUCCUGCCUCUCAGAGGUCGUAUCAAACACCUGGACGUCGUGGCGUUGCUCAGGAGGAUUCAGCCUCCGUUGGGUUUUGGUAAACUUUGUCCGCACAGAGUGGCCUGUAAGCGUCUGGUGGCGAUGAACAUGCCUCUGAACGCCGACGGGAUGGUGACCUUCAACGCCACGCUCUUCGCUCUGGUUCGCACCGCCCUCAAGAUCAAGACUGAAGGUAACCCUGACCAGGAGAACGAGGAGCUGAGGGUGAUCAUCAAGAAGAUCUGGAAGAGGAUGAAACCAAAACUACUGGACGAAGUAAUCCCACCACAUGAAGAGGAGGAAGUGACGGUCGGGAAGUUUUACGCGACAUUCCUGAUCCAGGAUUAUUUCAGGAAGUUCAGGAAGAGGAAGGAGAAAGGAGACCUGACCGGAGAGAACGACAACACCAACCCAUCUGCUGUCCAGCUGUGUAAGGCUGGUCUGAAGACUCUGCAGGAUCUGGGUCCAGAGAUGCGUCUGGCUCUUAACGAGGACCUGGAGGAGGACGAGGAGGUGAUGAUGGAGGAGCAGGAGCUCGAGGAGAACGCUGCGUUCAAGGGUGAAAAUGGAUUUGGACCAGAGAAAGACCAACGAGGCUCCAUACUGACCACGCCCACAGGUCCUGGUGGUGUUGUCGGGUUUGGCGGCGUGUCUAACGGAGGGCUGAUCCACCGGGUCGGUUCUCUCACCAAGAUGCCGGACAGCAUCAGUGAACACGACGAACACCUUCGCCGUGGAGACAACGUGAGGUCAUCUGUCAAUCAUCACCAUGGCCGCCGCCCAUCAGUGAAGAACAGCCUGCUGGACCACGCCCACAAGAGACCGUCGUACUACAAACAUGGCCGGCGGGACUCGAGAGACUCGAGAGACUCAAGGGACCGGUACUGGAGGAACGGGGACAUGGAGGCACACGGAGAGCAAGGUUACUACAGCCGAGAGGACGACAACGACAGCAUCACCUCCAGAGACAGAGACCACUACGAUGGCCACGCCCCCUACUCCAACGGUAGCUAUGGUGGCUACAGCGAGGGAGGGAGGACGACCCGGAGACGCCUACUUCCUGCCACGCCCACAGGUCGUAAGCCGUCGUUUAACAUCCAGUGUCUGAGGCGGCAGGGCAGCAGUGACGACCUGCCGAUCCCUGGGACGUACCACCCUACCUCACCGCCACGCCGUACACGCACACAGCAAACCUUCAGUAGUUACGAGUCUCGUCACUCCUCCGGUCUCUCAUCGGCGGCCUCCUCUGCUUCCUGGGCGAACCCGUGUCCUCGCCGUGGGCGCCUCCUCUAUGCUCCUCUCAUCCUGGUGGAGGAGGAAGGAAGCCCACCCUGGGGAGGAGGAGCAGGGGAAGGAGGAGGAGAGGGGAAGAAGGGAGGGGCAGGAAGAGGUGUCAGUGUGACAGGUGCAGCACCCAGACCGGCGUGGUACGGUGGCCCUGCAGGGUCCUCAGCUCCGCCUCCGUACAGGGCGUACACCACCCUCAGAGUUCCCUCGCAGCUCGGCGCUCCGCUCACCGAGAAACGAGGAUCAGCUGACAGUCUGGUGGAGGCGGUUCUGAUCUCCGAGGGACUCGGCCUGUAUGCUCGGGAUCCAAAGUUCGUGGCGUUCGCCAAACGGGAGAUCGCUGACGCGUGCCACAUGACCGUGGACGAGAUGGAGUCGGCUGCAAGCGACCUGCUCGGCACAGGGAGCCAUGGUUUACUCGCCAGCACCGCCGCCGACCCCUCCGCACUCUACAGCGACGAGGAGCCAAUCAGGACGGGGCGCGACGAGGAGGAGCUGGCCGACGAGAUGACCUGCGUGACAUCAUUCUGAGGGGCUGAAGCUCUGGGCCAAUCAGGGAGAAGACUGACUUGGCAUCAGUCAUUCACAGUACGUUUGGCCAAUCAGGUGACAAGACAAAGAGGGCGGGGUUUUAAAUGAAGGUUGUCAUGGAGACAGACAUUUUGAGCCUGGUGACGUGUCCCGUGAGCUCGUUAGCACGCAAACAAUGCUAAGCUCCCACAAUGCAUUGGACUGUUAACCAGCUGUAGCUUAAGAUGCUAACUCUGCAGCAAGCUAGCUCAAUGCUAAACUUAGCUCAAUGCUAAACUUAGCUCAAUGCUAAAGUUCGACAGUGUUACAACUCAUUAAGUGUUUUAGCACCAGCUAACCUGGCUACAUCAAAAGUGCUAACUAACAGCAGCUGUGUAGCAUUAGCUCAGAGCUAACAGCAGACACUUUACAAUAAGCUAGCUAAACACUGACACAGCAGCGUUAGCUCGUGUUGUAGCAUUUAUCAGACAUGCUCACAUUAGCAUUAGCAUUAGCAUGAGCUAUCACCGCUCAUCUAGCCCGUCCAACAAAAACAGACAAUAACUAGCGACAGCUAGCAUGCUAGCUCCUGACCUGCUAAUGUUUGUCCUUGGCGCUAACGUUAGCAUAUCUUUAUAUGUGUUUGUGGUGUAGCUGUAGCCUGUUCUCUCCUCUGUACCCGUGUUGUUGUGACUGACAGUGAUGCUACGGUUACCAUGGAUACCACUGACGGUAUGUGAGCUCCGUGCACUCCUGAGCUAACAGCUAACAGACGGGACAGUGUGGGAUUCGAACGCGUGAUGUGACCAAACAUCCACGUUGUUUUAUCUGAGUGCUUCCAAAGACUCACAAGCUGUUCUGUAUCCUGCGUCUCUGUAGCAGCUCCAGGCUACAGAGACGCAGGAUA
Molecule: messenger RNA, 7380 nt
Organism: Larimichthys crocea (large yellow croaker)
Lineage: Eukaryota; Metazoa; Chordata; Actinopteri; Sciaenidae
Gene: cacna1fb
Product: calcium channel, voltage-dependent, L type, alpha 1F subunit
Exons: 50
Biological process (GO): calcium ion import across plasma membrane
Cellular component (GO): membrane; voltage-gated calcium channel complex
Molecular function (GO): high voltage-gated calcium channel activity
Source: RefSeq, a predicted model, not a curated record